Diaporthe amygdali is the source of this 1599-nucleotide messenger RNA. RefSeq lists its product as uncharacterized. Gene Ontology annotation, molecular function: NEDD8 activating enzyme activity. The transcript has 5 exons. Gene Ontology annotation, biological process: protein neddylation. The coding region runs from base 1 to 1599 and encodes 532 amino acids. Gene Ontology annotation, cellular component: cytoplasm. The record is from RefSeq and is a predicted model, not a curated record. NCBI's taxonomy places the organism in Eukaryota, Fungi, Ascomycota, Sordariomycetes, Diaporthales, Diaporthaceae.
AUGGCGGAAAUCGUGGCAACCCAGACACCACCCGUCCUCGACGGACAUGUGCCUUCAGAGAAGGAGAAGAAAUAUGACCGCCAACUUCGACUAUGGGCGGCGAGCGGCCAAGCUGCUCUAGAGUCGGCAAACAUCCUGCUUUUCAAUACGGGCUCAGGUACCGUCGGCGUCGAGGCCCUCAAGAACCUAGUGCUACCGGGAAUCGGCCGCUUUGCGAUUAUUGAUGAUGCCGUGGUGCAAGACGCUGACCUUGGUGUCAACUUUUUUCUCGACGAAACUUCCCUAGGCAGGUCACGGGCUCAGUCUUGCACAGAGCUCCUUCUCGAACUGAACCCGGAGGUCCAAGGGGAAUGGUUUCCAAAGAACCAAGAGCCGUUGGAGCUGGACAAGAUCCUCGCGGCAUCGCCUACUUUCACAAUGAUCAUGUACACGUUGCCAAUCGACCCAGCACACUUGAAGGUACUGCAAGGCUACGGACAGAGUCAUCUUACACCUUUGGUCGCCAUUCACUCGGCAGGAUUGUACUCGUACUUCCGCGCGAGCCUCCCCGGCCCAUUUCCUAUCGUUGAUACUCAUCCGGACCAGACCGCCACUACUGACCUGCGACUCCUCUCUCCGUGGCCUGAACUGCGUGAAUUUUCUGCGCAGAUGACGAAGGAUUUAGAUGCCAUGGACAACCAUGAGCACGGCCACAUACCAUAUGUGGUCAUCCUGUUGCAUCAUCUUGAGCGGUGGAAGGAUGCCCAUGGUGAUUAUCCCAAGAAUUACGCCGAGAAGACCCAGUUCCGCAAAAUGGUCGCGGAUGGGGCAAGGAGGGAUAACGCGGAAGGUGGCGAGGAAAACUUCGACGAGGCGGUCGCGGCCGUCGUGAAGACCGUAGUGCCCACUAGUCUUCCAUCGAGCCUAAAGGAGGUGUUCGACUACAGUCUCACUCAGCCAAUCGAGCAAAGGUCGAGCUUCUGGAUCAUCGCAGACGCAGUGAGGCUAUUCUACGAGAGACAUGACUGUUUGCCACUGCCGGGGAACGUACCAGACAUGAAGGCGCAGUCCAAGGUGUACAUUCAACUUCAGAGCAUCUACAAGGCCAAAGCUCGGCAAGACGUGGCUGAGGUGCUGGGCAUGGUCAGACAGCUCCCAGGUGGCGAAGAUGUGGAUCCCGGAGAGGUCGAACUUUUCUGCAAGAAUGCAGCCUUCGUCAAGCUCAUCAAUUCUGGAGCCACAGGUGCUGAUCGUCUCGCCCAAGUCGCCAAUGAGGAACUAGACAACGACGCAAACAUGGAGGCUAUGAUGAUGCCUUUGUCCUUGAUCCCGAUAUACCUGGCCCUCCAUGCGACGUCACACAACGCUCAAGCGUCGUCAGAAGAGAUCCUGGAGAAGAUCGGAGACACUGUCCCAAAUGCUGUCAAAAACGAACGACUUGUGAAGAUGUCCAAAGAAGUUGCUCGUGCUGGCGGCGGAGAGUUGCACAACACAUCUGCUCUGACUGGUGGGAUGGUGGCCCAAGAGGUCAUCAAGAUCAUCACGAAGCAAUACAUACCAGUCGACAAUACCUGUAUCUUCGACGGCAUCAGCAGUAGAUGCCAGGUACUUCGCCUGUGA